Messenger RNA from Ipomoea nil (Japanese morning glory), 2827 nucleotides. RefSeq names its product CSC1-like protein ERD4. NCBI's taxonomy places the organism in Eukaryota, Viridiplantae, Streptophyta, Magnoliopsida, Solanales, Convolvulaceae. Gene Ontology annotation, molecular function: calcium-activated cation channel activity. The transcript is spliced from 7 exons. The record is from RefSeq and is a predicted model, not a curated record. Gene Ontology annotation, cellular component: plasma membrane. The coding region runs from base 419 to 2593 and encodes 724 amino acids.
ACAUACAACCCCUUCAAACUGCAAGCUUCAAACUAGUAUAUAUACGUGUAUGUAUGUGCAAGCCACUCCCAUCAAAUCAUAAAUAAAAUCAUGCAGUGAGUUAGAUAUUUAUUCGUUAAUGCACAACUGUACAGCGCAGCUUAUCCGAAAUUCAAAGUUAGAUCAGAUUCGAACACAGUUUACAGCCUCUGACGAAUCGCAACCGUCGUUUCUUUCCUCUUCCGUCCCUGUCCUUUUCUUCCAACGGCUACUAAAAACCCCUCAGCUUUCAAUGCCCAUCAACUGCUAAUCUUCUUGCCCCUAUUGCUCGUAGUGUUCUAAGCUUCAAGAAAAGCUAAAACCCAGGUUUUGCAGAGCUGAAACUCGCGGAAAUUAAGAAAGUUUUGAUUUUGCAGAGGAAUUUUGUUAGGUUUUUAGGAUGGAUUUCAGUUCUUUCUUGACGUCGUUAGGGACGUCGUUCGUGAUAUUCGUGGUGCUGAUGAUGCUUUUCGUGUGGCUGUCGAGGAAGCCAGGGAACGCCGUCGUUUACUACCCCAACCGGAUACUUAAAGGGUUGGAUCCGGUUGAAAACGGGUACGUUUCCCGGAACCCGUUUUCGUGGAUCCGGGAGGCAAUCUCUUCCUCUGAAGCAGAUAUCAUCACUAUGUCUGGCGUUGAUACGGCUGUCUACUUUGUCUUCCUCUCCACUGCCUUGGGGAUAUUGGUCUUUUCUGGCCUUAUACUGCUGCCAACACUUCUACCAGUUGCUGCAACUGAUCAUAGUGUGAGGUUAAACAGUACCACAAGCAACGGGACUUUCAACGAACUUGAUAGGCUUUCUAUGGGGCAUAUUGGAAACAAUAGUCCGCGAUUAUGGGCGUUUCUUAUUGCCACAUAUUGGGUUUCUGUGGUUACGUACUUCUUUCUUUGGAAAGCAUACAAGCGGGUUUCUGGUUUGAGAGUUGAUGCUCUAAUGUCUUCCGAGGCCCGAGCUGAGCAAUAUGCGAUUCUUGUCAGAGACAUUCCUCCUGUCCCCGAGGGUCAAUCUAGGAAGGAACAGGUCGACUCCUACUUUAGUAAAAUCUACCCGGAGACGUUUUACAGAUCAAUGCUGGUGACAGACAAUAAGAAGGUUAAUAAAAUCUAUGAAGAGUUAGUAGGGUACAAAAAGAAGCUUGAACGAACAGAAGCCAUAUAUGCAAAGUCGAAAGAAACAAAACCUGAUGGACCAAAACCCACACAUAAAACCGGCUUCCUUGGUAUUGUGGGUGAAAAGGUGGAUUCGAUAGAGUUCUAUAACGAGAAAAUUAAUGACUUGACUUCGAAAUUGGAAGCUGAACAGAAGGUGACUCUUAAGGAGAAACAGCAAUGUUGUGCUAUCGUCUUUUUCAACAGCAGGGUGACUGCAGCAUCUGCGUCGCAGAGUUUACACUCCCCGAUGGUUGACAGAUGGACGGUCACUGAUGCUCCUGAACCGCGCCAAUUGAUUUGGACUAACCUUGCUAAGGGGUUUUACCAGAGGAUAGUUCGUCAAUAUGUUAUCUACUUCAUUGUCUUCUUGACAAUAUUCUUUUACAUGAUCCCAAUUGGCUUGAUUUCGGCUCUAACAACCCUUGAGAAUUUGAGGAAGUACCUCCCGUUCUUGAAGGUCAUUGUUGAUCAAACCGUAAUCAAGACGGUGCUUGAAGCAUACUUGCCUCAACUCGCUCUCAUUGUAUUCCUCGCUUUGCUGCCAAAGUUUCUUCUGUUCUUAUCCAAGGCCGAGGGCAUUCCUUCAGAAAGCCACGCAGUGAGGGCUGCUUCCGGGAAGUAUUUUUAUUUUACAGUGCUGAAUGUUUUCAUUGGCGUCACGAUUGGUUCCACGCUUUUCGAUACAUUGAAGUCAAUUGAGGAUAACCCCAACAGUAUAAUUUCUUUGCUGGCAACAAGUCUCCCCAGCAGUGCAACCUUCUUCCUGACUUUUGUGGCUCUAAAGUUCUUUGUUGGCUAUGGUCUCGAGCUGUCGAGAAUAGUUCCUCUAAUAAUCUUCCAUCUAAAGAAGAAGUACAUGUGCAAAACUGAUGCCGAGAUAAAGGAAGCCUGGGCUCCUGGAGAUCUAGGAUAUGCAACUCGAUUUCCUGGUGACAUGCUGGUUCUCAUCAUUUGUCUUUGUUACUCAGUCAUUGCUCCAAUCAUUAUUCCAUUUGGGGCGGUUUACUUCGGCUUGGGAUGGCUUCUUCUUCGCAAUCAGGCACUGAAAGUGUACGUUCCAUCGUUCGAGAGCUACGGGAAGAUGUGGCCGCAUAUGCACACUCGGGUGGUGGCUGCCUUGAUUCUGUAUCAGCUGACGAUGAUCGGUUAUUUUGGGGUGAAGAAGUUUCCCUAUGCCCCACUCGUCAUCCCGCUUCCAAUACUGUCCUUCCUCUUCGCCUUUGUGUGCAGUAAGAAAUUCUACCGAUUCUUCCAAAGCACAGCCCUGGAAGCAGUUUCUGCAGGCAAAGAAAAAAAAGAAGUUCCCAACAUGGAUAUCAUCUUCAGGUCCUUCAUCCCCCCAUGCUUUGGUACUGAGAAGUCCGACGAAGAUCACUUCGAAGAUGCUUUGUCCCAAGUUUCGAGAUCAGCUUCCAAUGUCUGAUUACAUCAAUUUGUUUCUGUAUGUUUCCAUGGUGUGUGUUCACAUUAUGUUCCUCAAAAACUGUUGGUUGGUCUAUUCAUGGUUUCUUGUGAAUACAUUAGUUGAUAGUGCAGGGGGUUUGUCAAUAUCAAUAUAUCAUCGUGGAUCAGCAUAUAAUAUAUUCUGUACGUGUGGAUUUUCUUCUUGUUUAGUUAGAAUAUAAUUCGAUUUGAUGUAUUAUAACCUUUUAUUUUA